AUGCAGGUUUGGCAGCUCGCUGCCUACUUUCUCCCUGCUGGGUUUGUGGUGGGUGUGGCCGGCGCCGCUAUCGGGUUCACAGCAUGGAUCCUGGUGCUCCCGCUGCUGCUGGUUGGCUUUGACUUUACGGUGGCAAACGCGCUGUUUGUCUCGCUAGCCAUCGAUGCGCUCAACGGGUUCCUGCUCGCGGCGUUCUUUGCCUCGCGUGGUCUCUGCGCUCUGCGCCCGGCUCUGGCCAUGGCCGCCAUCGGCGUUCCGAUCGCAACUGUUCUUGUUGUUUUUGUCUCGCGGACGCUGCUGCCCAAGCACGAGUCGCUGCUCAAGGGCGCGGUUCCGGUCACUGCCCUGCUUGUCGCCGCCGGCUUUAUCCUCCGCGGCCUCGUGCUGCAGCGCAAGGCGUCCCGUGCAAAAGGCGGGGAGAGCAAGGCCGGCACACCGUCCGUGCUGCCUCCAGGCACCGGCCUCGGAGCCGGGCGCGCCGUUCCGCCCGGCUACUUUUCGUCGGUCCAAUCGGGCGGGGCCGAGGCUCAAAUCGACGCCGGUGCCGGCGGUGAGAGCACAGGCCUGCUCGGCGGCACAGAAGCAGUUGCCAGUCCGUCGCUGCAGCCGCUGAGGCUGGCAGUGGCCGCGGUGGCGACGGCGGUCAUCUCGACGGUUGUUGGGCUCAUUGGCAUCGGCGGCGGCAUGUUGUUCGCCGGAGCCGGUGGCUACGCCUUCCGACUGCCGCUGCGGACGUCGGUAGGCUCGGGCAUGCUGACCACCGGCCUGGUCCUGGUUGGCGUCAUGGCCGGCUGGGCUGACCGCGUCGAUGGCGACGUGGUGUGGAAGCCGAUUGCAGCCAUGGUCAUCGGCACUGUCGUUGGUCUUGCCGUCGGCACCAUCGCCGCCCUCCGGGUCUCCAAGAUCACCCUCAACUUUCUCAUCGGCGGCGUGCUCUUUGCCACCGGCGUUGUCGUCAUUGUCCAGAGCGUCAUCCUCAAGCACGAGACCAAGCAUUCGCGAGUUCGGCACUAGCCGCCGACACAGCGGCACGGAGAGGGAAGAGACGAGGGGCUCCGUCAACAGCACGAGUAGUACUUGUUGUUCCACGGGUUGUCCCACACGCCGAUCUCCCGGCGCGAGCCCUUGCUUGCCGCCAGUUUCACCAUCGCCUCCUCGUACUGAUGCUCGACCGGAGUGUAUGCCCACCAGCGCCACGAGGAGCAAAAGGUGACCACGUUGCCCAGGACGCCCUUGGAAAACGGCGCCACAAGCUCAAAGCCACGGAGGUACUCGAUCUUGCGUGUCCGCAGAUCCUCCCACGUUGUCUGCCCGGUGAGCACCAGAUAUGUGUGGUAGCCCCAGAGGCCGAGC
Thecamonas trahens ATCC 50062 is the source of this 1353-nucleotide messenger RNA. RefSeq lists its product as uncharacterized. Gene Ontology annotation, cellular component: membrane. Bases 1 to 1014 code for a protein of 337 amino acids. The record is from RefSeq and is a predicted model, not a curated record. The transcript is spliced from 2 exons. Lineage: Eukaryota; Apusomonadida; Apusomonadidae.